This is a messenger RNA of Rotaria sp. Silwood1, 690 nucleotides long. Lineage: Eukaryota; Metazoa; Rotifera; Eurotatoria; Philodinida; Philodinidae. The record is from the annotation of a GenBank genome assembly.
AUGUGGACGCCAUAUCGAACUCGUAAUAAUAAUAAUGAUAACAAUAGCAACAUAUUCAGUGGACGUCAAGAAAUGUAUUCACAUCGAGAUUAUUUACGAGCUGUAUUAGAAUCAGGUUCUGUACAUUAUGAUUCAUCUAUUGAACGAUACGAUGAAGAUAAACGUAUGUUGGCUUUUUUUGAUUCACUUCUUCAACGAGAACUUGGAAGUGGUCAUAAUAAUAAUAAUAAUGAUGAUGAUGAUGAUAAUAGUGAUGAUGAUAGUGAUGAUAUAUCCUUUAGUAUUGAUUCAAGUGAUGAUGAUCAAACAUCUACAAUAAGUCAAUCAGACGAUGAAGAUGAAGAAGAAAUUACAUUAGAAGAAAUCAAUAGUCAAACAGUAGAUCUCACUGAUACAACAACACAUUCAACUAGUCCAUCCGAAAUGUCAUCUUCUCGUUCUCGUCAUCCUACAAUAGUAUCUUUAGCUAAAAACUAUCGUAUUCAUUAUGUUCAAAUGAUUAAAGAAAAAAUAACAGGAACUACAUCAUCAUCUCAAUCAGAAAAACGUUCAUUAGAAUCACCAACAAUGAUGCCAUGCAAACGUCACCGUUCAUCAUCAAAUUAUGCUAAUACAUUACAGACAUUGAGAAACAGAAUUCAACGUGAAGAAAAUGAACAAUUUUAUUUCAAUGAUGAAAGAAGAAUGUGA